UCAGGUUAUCUGAAUCUGAAUCCCAAUCAUUAAGAACUUAAAUUCUGUUUGUUGUGGUUUGAAGACUGCUGUUUCUGCUGGAUUUUUACCCAUUUUUACUUAAAUGUUUGCCUUUUGAAGAGUAGCUUCUACGCUGCAAAUCGGUUUAGCUAAAAAACUGAUUUUUGAUGUGAAUGUCUUUUUGCUGCGUUGUAUGCUGGCUACAUAAUCUGCUGAAAGUUGUGGGCAACCUAACCUGAAUACGUCACGUGUGAAGAUCUAUUUCUAUUUUGUUGACCUCUCAUUUAUUUCCAAGACUCCAUAACAAAAUGAGUUCUGGAUUCAUUGUCACAAAGUCGUCUCUUUCACGCCAGAGCAAGCCAGCGGAAUUUGAAGAAGUUGUCUUUAACAGCCAUAAAAGAAAAGAGAAAAAUGAAUCUGCAAGUGCUCCGGUAAAGAAAAAAAAUAAGUUACCUGAUCCCAUUCCCAAAAGGGAAAACGAUGAGCAACACAAAUUCUUAAAGAAAGCACGAUAUGAAGUUAUGAGAUUUGGAAUGACGGGCUUUGAUGCAGCUAAGAGGGAAGAAACAAAGCAAGCUAUUGCAAUAUCAUUAGGCGCCAAACCAAAGAAGAAUAAAGGUAUAAAUUACAAGGAAUUAAUGGAGAUUCGGAAGAAACAAAAAGAAGAGGAGAAAGCGAACAAAGCAUUUCAUAAUAUUGGAAAAACAACUACUGGGCAUGCAUCGGCUAAUACCAAGAAGGGAAAGAAAGGCAACAGACAACACAGAUCCAAAGGUGAUCAAAAUAAAGGCAUUCUUGGUGUUUAUGGAAAAGUCAACAAGCAUGAACUUCCUAAGAAAAAGUAAUAAUUAUGUGUCUUGUAAUUUAUUUGUAAU
Molecule: messenger RNA, 875 nt
Organism: Frankliniella occidentalis (western flower thrips)
Lineage: Eukaryota; Metazoa; Arthropoda; Insecta; Thysanoptera; Thripidae
Exons: 1
Coding region: 309-845 (178 amino acids)
Source: RefSeq, a predicted model, not a curated record